Messenger RNA from Homalodisca vitripennis (glassy-winged sharpshooter), 1010 nucleotides. RefSeq names its product trypsin-1-like. The record is from RefSeq and is a predicted model, not a curated record. The transcript is spliced from 6 exons. NCBI's taxonomy places the organism in Eukaryota, Metazoa, Arthropoda, Insecta, Hemiptera, Cicadellidae. Gene Ontology annotation, biological process: proteolysis. Bases 98 to 913 code for a protein of 271 amino acids. Gene Ontology annotation, molecular function: serine-type endopeptidase activity.
UUGUGCCCAUAUUCGAUAUAUCACACAUUACGCCUCUCACUAACCUGUGAUAACGGUGUUUACUCGAAAGUAGUGUGGACGUUCAAAUGAAUUAAUCAUGAAUUUUAAACUACAUGUUCUGGUAUUAAGCAUCUUGUACUGUGUCCAGAGUUCCUACAGCGAUCGGCCUGUCACAGGGAAAGCCUUACCUCUAGAAAACAGCCGGCUAGGUAUCUAUGAUGGAACACCUACUACCAUCGAAAAACAUCCUUACUUGGUCUCAAUCCUGUCCAACAAAGUAUUCCUGUGUGCUUGUACCAUCGUCAGCCGCAGCUGGGUGGUCACCUUGGGCGACUGUGUUUCCGGACUGGACCCCAGCGAGUUGACAGUGGUGGCCGGCAGCGAUGACAGUUCGACUGGUACAAUAUACACUGUACAGACCGUGACUCUCCAUCCUCACUAUGGUGAAACUGUAUAUGACUACGACUAUGCCUGUGUUCAGAUUAAUGGAAGUUUCAAAUGGUCGAAUAAAGUCAGGCCCAUCAAACUGCCCAGGCGUGAGCCCAAGGUCAACGCCAAUUUGAUGGUUGCCGGAUGGGGUGAUACGAGUGAUGAAAGAGGAAAACAGUCAAACUCACAACUGAUGCAAGGUAAAAUGAAGUGGCUUGCCAAGAAAGUCUGCGAGGCGACAUGGGCGGACUAUGGUAUCACUUGGACAGAGCGGAUGGCAUGUGCCUACAACAAAGGGAAAACUACCCUUUGUAGUGGGGAUUGGGCUGACGCUUUUGUGAAGAAAGGGUUAUUCUACGGCAUGUUUGCUGCGGGGGGCGGAGGCUUCUGCUCUUCGUCCGCCAUCCCGGUCCUCAUAGCCGACAUCGUUCCAGCUGCCGCCUGGAUAAAGCAGACAACUGGAGCAACACUGGAGGAUUUAUAAAUCAACGUCCACUAUAGCUAAGUUACAAAAGAGAUUUGUUUUUAUUCAGGAGCUUUAUUGAAAGAUCAGUAAUAAAACAGUUAAUUUGAUUACGGUA